AAGCUAGGGACUUCUGUUAAUACAUGUCUGAUUAUUUUACUCCACUGUCGAAAUCUUUACCCAACAAAAAUUGACUAUUUUGGUGAGUACUACAAUUUUCUCAUUUUGUAUAAUCCAUGAGUCAGUUCAUUUGACCUGUUAAUUGGUUUAUUUAAUUUCUUGGUCCUUUUUUUCUUUGACAACUUUACUAGAAUAAAAUAGAUUAUACCAAAAAAAGCGAUCAAUCAUCAAGAACAGAGCAUACCAACUUUUCCUGCAAAUUUCUUCAUCUUCUCCAUCUUCCCUCUUCCAUUCCGUCGCUGCUUUUCAGACAUGAAUUCCAAUUACGGCAAAUCAAAUCCCCAAAAAUCAUCACCUUCCGUUUCUCUCAAUAAUUUCAAUUUCGAUCUUGAUCUCGGUAUCGGAUCCAAUCGAUCCAAAUCCCUAAAAGAUCAGAAAAACCCCAAUCCUUCCUAUUCCAAUUCAUAUUCAUCGGCGCAACCCAAAAAAACCGCAUGGACCCACCAACCCACUCAAACUCCAGCCGGAUUACCCGGUGCACCACCGUCCAUGGUUGGAGACAUCUUCGGUAAGAGCUGGGGAUCUACUCAACCUUCCGGUCCUAGCAUUGGAAUCGUUAAUAAAAACCCUAAUCUAUUUGGGGAUUUGGUAACCUCUGCUUUGGGUCAAGGUUCUUCUUCUUCUUCGAAUGUUCCUCUGAAAAAUGCUACUCCAGCACCUAAUAAAUCCUCUUUUUCAAUGUCAAAUGUGGCGAAUUCUUUGCCUAAAAAUUCUAAUACGCCACAAAGUGGUUCUACUUGGGGAUCAUCAUCUUCUGGGAGCUUUAAUUUGAAUGCUAAUCAAAAACCCAAUCUUGGUGGUCCUUCGAUCCGAAGUGGCGUUGGUGUUGCUGCAUCUGGUAGUGGAAUCGGAAUCAGUUCUAGUAACAAAGAUCCUUUUAGUUCGUUGGGUAGUUUUGGAUCUAAGCCCUCUUCUAGUCUUAAUUCAGCUGCUAAACCUCAGAAGGUUGAUUCAGAAGAUGACGGGUUUGGUGAUUUUCAGAAUGCUUCAAAACCGAGCUCGAAUGUGUUUCCAUCAAGUGGUAGUAGUGUUGGAAUUGAUGUUGAUUUUACUGGAUCUUCGGCUUUUUCGAAUAGGAGUCCUCCGGUUCAAGCUUCUUCCGGUGGCGGUGAUCCGAUGGAUAUGUUUUUCACAUCUUCAACUGCUUCUUCUGGAGUUGGUGGUGGUGCUGCUGCUUCUGCUGCUGCAUCUUCGGAAAUUGAUGAUUGGGGUACUGAGUUUGGAGGUGGAAACCAUGAUGUGGGUGGAACAACUACCGAACUUGACGGGCUUCCACCUCCGCCUGCUGGGAUAUCAGGUUCUACUGCUAAAGGCAAAGGGAUGGAUAAUUACAAACAGGGACAAUUUGCUGAUGCUAUUAAAUGGCUUUCAUGGGCUCUCAUCCUUUUGGAGAAAGCUGGAGAUGAUGCUGGCACGGUGGAGGUUUUGUCAUGCAGAGCUUCUUGUUACAAAGAAGUUGGAGAGUAUAAAAAAGCAGUGGCUGAUUGUACACAGGUUAUUGGGAACAACCAAAAAAAUGUAGCUGUCCUCGUUCAGCGAGCUCUCUUGUAUGAAAGUAUGGAAAAGUACAAACUUGGUGCUGAAGACCUGAGAACCGUGCUGAAGAUUGAUCCUACCAAUCGGGUUGCUAGAAGUACUGUUCACCGGUUGGCUAAGAUGGCUGAAUAAAAGGGGAAAAAUCUAUCAUUUUUUCUUUUCCUUAUAACGAUAUAUACCGGGUGCCUUCUGAUUGCUGUCACCCUUCAUGUGACUUUUGAUGUAUGGCUUUUUCACAAUAUGCAUUGUCUUGAAAUUAAUAUUCUUGCUUCCUUCACCUAGAUUUUAACUCAAUACUGAUUGCCAUAUUCUUUUCCUGACUA
This is a messenger RNA of Lathyrus oleraceus (garden pea), 1919 nucleotides long. RefSeq names its product suppressor protein SRP40. The record is from RefSeq and is a predicted model, not a curated record. Gene Ontology annotation, molecular function: protein binding. NCBI's taxonomy places the organism in Eukaryota, Viridiplantae, Streptophyta, Magnoliopsida, Fabales, Fabaceae. The transcript is spliced from 2 exons. The coding region runs from base 313 to 1728 and encodes 471 amino acids.